Molecule: messenger RNA, 246 nt
Organism: Dicrocoelium dendriticum
Lineage: Eukaryota; Metazoa; Platyhelminthes; Trematoda; Plagiorchiida; Dicrocoeliidae
Source: the annotation of a GenBank genome assembly
AUGGUAAUUGAAAACUUUCCGCGGAUCCCGGACCAUGCCGCGGGUUCUUACUGCGUUUCCGAUACGAUCCAGACCAGCAAAAGUGCGUGGAAUUCAAUUACGGCGGAUGUCGUGGGAAUCGCAACAAUUUCAACUCAUUGUCGGAUUGCCAAAAAGAAUGCGAAGGAAAGUAGUACUGCAAAAUCGACCAAAUGGUGCAAGAUUAUCAAGCAAAAUCAUUGCGCCUUACUGUGGUUCACUGAUUAA